AUGGCCAAGUCCGGCUAUGGAACGGAAGGCGGCAUGGACGCACGGGCGUCCGCAAGCGUCUUCACACCCGGCAAGCGACGGCGCAUCAAUUUGGUUGCGAUAUGUCUCAACAUUUUCUUGCCGUGGUUCCUGUUCUCUACGCUUUAUGCGGCGAUGUCUUUCUCCAUCCACUACCAGCGCCCGGCCAUAGCAUGGCUCCUGGUCUUCCUCGGCUUCUGCACAGUAAUUCUGUCAGGCCUGCUGGCGUACCAGACGAAGAAGAAGGAACGCGACCCGAUGUGGUACACGUUCGCCACUCUGGCUUUCGGCUUGGCCGUCGUGCUCGCAGUCAUUCUUGGAGACAUGAAUUUCUGGUACAACAUGCAGCCGUUCUACGACAUCGAGAACCUGAACACGUACCCCUCGGUCAACCCCGCGCGGGAGAAGGGGCAGCAGCUCAUGGACGCGGGACGGGUCUACUUUGCGGACGGCGCAAUGCUCGACAUGAGGAAGGCCAUGGGGUUCAAGAACUUGGACCUGUUCUGCGUGGCCCCCAUCGUGCACGGCGAGGACCAGCUCGCCUCAUACGACUUCUGGGCCGUGGGCAUCAACUGCUGCAGCGGGGUCUCCUCCGACUUCCGCUGCGGGGAGUUCAACAACCCGCACGCGCGAUCCGGCCUGCGCCUCAUGCGUGACGACCAGAGGCCCUUCUUCCGGCUGGCGGUCCAGCAGGCCGAGGCGGCCUACAACAUCAAGGCGACUCACCCGCUCUUCUUCUACUGGAUGCAGGACCCCGUUGCCGAGAUGAACGCCUACCGAGACGACGGGUUCAAGUACUACUUGCUCGGGAUCUUCACGCAUUUCGCUUUUAACUUGUUCUGCGUCGUCAUCGCGGUGGUCGGCUUCUCCAAGAUCGGCCGGCAUUGA
Prorocentrum cordatum is the source of this 906-nucleotide messenger RNA. Lineage: Eukaryota; Dinophyceae; Prorocentrales; Prorocentraceae. The record is from the annotation of a GenBank genome assembly.